UGUGUCGGUGUCGAAUAGUGGGUGACCCAGUUUUUGAACCGGCUGAAGGUAGUCUGAUGGAAGCUCCGGAGCGACGAGGAUCUAACAGGUCCAACACAAUGAAUAGGGAGGAUGCAAUGAUGUCCAGCCUGUGGUUGAAUGGUAGAGUGAUGUCACCUGAGCCAGAAUUGCUGGGAUGGAAUCAUAUUGGAGCUUUCAAGGAUUGCCAAAUUGCCAAAAUAUAAAUCCAUCGCUUCAGGAGAUGGAAUGUAACUGUUAUUUCGAAGACAGUUCCUAUUUGGGAAGGUCUUGUGGCACAAACCCAAAUGUCACACUUUUCAUGUCUCUUGUGGAUCUCAUGUUGAGAAGUUCUUGUCGAAUAGCCCAACCGUGUUCACGGACUCAACCCACUACAAACUACGACACAAACAGAUUCGAUUUCAUUGUCAUCGGAGGAGGUGUAGCAGGUUCGGUGGUCGCUUCACGUCUUAGUGAAAACAAGAAUUGGAGAGUACUUUUAGUCGAGGCAGGACCAGAAGAAGCAACAACAACAACUGUCCCUAGUUUUUCAAAUAAAGCGAUCGGGACAGACUUAGAUUGGAAAUAUAAAACUGUAAAUGAAAGAGAAGCAUGCUUAUCCACCGCUGGCAUUUGCGAACUCCCAAGGGGGAAAAUGAUGGGAGGGUCUGGAUCAAUUUCUGGUAUGAUGUAUACAAGAGGGCACAAAGAAAUAUACAACAGUUGGGCAAGGCAAGGGAAUGUUGGUUGGACUUAUUUUGAGUGUUUACAGUUUUUUAAAAAGGCUGAAAAAAAUUUGAAUCCUGAAAUAAUUGAUAAACUUUACCAUGGUACUGAAGGACCAAUAACAGUACAAAGAUUUACUUACAAGCCAGAAAUGACAGAUGAUAUCGUUAAAGCUGGACAGAUUUUGGGUUACUCGGACCGAGACCUAAAUGGUCAUAAUCAAACCGGUUUCACAAUAGCCCAGAUCAUGGUAGAUAAUGGAAUCAUAGCAAGUACUCCAAGGAUGUACAUAAGAAACAAAAAACGCCGAAACAAUUUGUUUAUCAGCUUGAAUUCCACAGUUCAAAAAGUUUUAAUUAAUAAACAAUCAAAAAAAGCAUUUGGUGUUGAAAUUGUCGACGAUAAUGGAAAACUGCGAGUGGCUUAUGCAAAGAAAGAAAUAAUUUUAUCAGCUGGGGCUUUUGGCUCUCCUCACAUUUUAAUGCUCUCAGGUGUCGGUCCAGCAGAGUCGUUGCAAAAGCAUGGAAUAGAAGUGAUUCAGGAUUUAAGAGUUGGUGAAAAUUUGCACAAUCAUGUUGCAGUCUCAUUAAAUUUUUUUAUAAAGACAAACAAUACUCAAAAUCCAUUGAACUUAAAUUCCUUAAAUGAAUAUUUGAUGAAUCACACUGGGCCGUUGGCAUCGACAGGAUUGACACAAAUCACAGGAUUUAUGCACACCAAAUACUCUCAAUAUAUGCCAGAUAUACAGAUGUUUUUUGAGGGCUUUUCGCCAAGCUGCCCUUCUGAUAAUUACCAUCAUACCCAUUUUGGUUAUUCAGAUGAUAAACAAGUCAUAACAAUGAGGCCGACAAACAUACUGCCAAAGAGUGUAGGCUACUUGACUUUAAAAAGCAGCGACCCUAAUGACAUGCCACUUAUUCAGAUGAACUACUUGACUAAUUACAGUGAUGUCGAAGUGUUGAAAGAAGGGAUCAAACUAGCUAUACGGCUAAGUGAAACGGAACCGUUAAAAAAAUGGGGAAUAGAAUUAGACAAAAGGCCACAACAGAACUGUACACAGUUCUCAUUUGGAACGGAUGCCUAUUGGGAAUGCAUAAUUAAACAAUACACCUACCCGGAAAAUCAUCCAGGAGGAUCUUGCAAAAUGGGUCCACAUGCAUCAAAAGGGGCAGUUGUCGAUCCUGAACUCAGGGUUCACGGCAUAACAAAUCUUAGAGUUAUUGACGCUUCAAUCUUCCCUUAUGUUCCUAAUGGCAAUCCAAUAUCAGCUGUUAUUAUGACUGCUGAAAAAGGUUCAUACAUGAUUCAAGGCGCAUGGUGACAAGUAACUCACCAAUUUAUUUUAUUUAUAAAAGUGUGUUUUAUCAUCAAUCAUUAAAUUUCUACUUGUACUUCUACUGCUAUUUAAAUAUAUUAUUUUAUUUAUUUACAGUUUAAAGGAACAAAUAGUACUU
Molecule: messenger RNA, 2177 nt
Organism: Cimex lectularius (bed bug)
Lineage: Eukaryota; Metazoa; Arthropoda; Insecta; Hemiptera; Cimicidae
Product: glucose dehydrogenase [FAD, quinone]-like
Exons: 5
Coding region: 176-2044 (622 amino acids)
Molecular function (GO): flavin adenine dinucleotide binding; oxidoreductase activity, acting on CH-OH group of donors
Source: RefSeq, a predicted model, not a curated record